CAUUGUUGCGUUUAAACAAGUGUUGUUCGGAAUUAAUUGUAAAUGAAAUAUUGAAUAGACGGCAGCUAGCAACAAAAUGCUGUUCAAUAAGUGCCUCGAGAAAUUGUCCAGUUCGCUGGGACAUGUGGUGCAUCAUAAGCUGCACGAGAAGCAGGUCUACAACAGCAAUGACGACAACAACAACAACAACAACAACAGUAAUAUGUACAACAAACAACGCAACUUUGAGUACGAGAGAGCGAUACAGGCGCAUUAUGGCAAUGGAAGGACGCGCAGCAACUCCAAGUCAAAGGCCAGCAAAAGUCACAAGACAAAGGCAACAACAACAACAACAACAAUGACAGGAGAAACAACAACAACUGAGUGCAAAAAUUGCAUGAGCAACGACGAGAUGGCCCUGAUUAUCAGAGGCGUUGCCCACAACAACAACAGCUACAACAACAACAACAACAACAACAAGAACAAUCAACACAAAUACAACAGAGCAAACAGACGUCGUCCCACCUCAACGGGCGCCUCGUCUAGCUGCUCCUCGACCGAGUCGCUGCCUCAGCUGCAGCUAGCCACGCCGCGUGGCAGCAACAGCAGCGCCAGCAGCAGCGGCAGCAACAGUAGCGAUGGCCAUGCCUACUACUACUCAUCAAAUCCCGUAACGCCCACAUCCUGGUCCAGUUCACCGCCGAACUUUGCGCCGCACCGCUUUGGCGGCUCCAGCGGCACACUGGCGCUCCUGGCGGUGAUGCGCGUCCAACUCUAUGGCUACAAAUGGUUUCACGGCAAUCUUUCUGGCAAAGAAGCUGAAAAAUUGAUAUUGGAGCGUGGCAAGAAUGGUUCAUUUCUUGUGCGUGAAUCUCAAAGUAAACCUGGUGAUUUCGUUUUAUCCGUGCGCACAGACGACAAAGUGGCGCAUGUCAUGAUUAGAUGGCAGGAUAAAAAAUACGACGUGGGCGGCGGCGAUUCAUUCGAUACACUCUCCGAGCUGAUCGAGCACUACAAGCGACAUCCGAUGGUGGAGACGUGCGGCACGGUGGUCCACUUGCGGCAGCCGUUCAAUGCGACGCGCAUCACCGCAGCCGGCAUCAAUGCGCGCGUGGAGCAGCUGGUGAAGGGCGGCUUUUGGGAGGAGUUCGAGUCGCUGCAGCAGGACAGCCGGGACACAUUCGAGCGCGUGGAGGGCUACAGGGAUGCGAAUCGUCUCAAGAAUCGCUAUCGCAACAUCUUGCCCUAUGACCAUACGCGCGUCAAGCUGCAGGAUGUGGAGAGCAAUGCUGUGGGCGCCGAGUAUAUAAAUGCCAAUUACAUACGUUUACCCACCGACGGCGAUCUCUAUAACAUGAGCAGCUCCUCGGAGAGCCUCAACAACACGGUCGCCUCGUGCCCGGCCUGCACGGCGGCGCAGACGCAGCGCAACUGCCCCAAUUGCCAGCAGCAGAACAAGACGUGCGUGCAGUGCGCGGUCAAGUCGGCCACGUUGCCCACCAAUUGUGCCACCUGCAAUCGCAAGUCCGAUUCGCUCAGCAAGCACAAGCGCAGCGAAUCUCUGUCGGCGUCGGCGAAUGCCUCUGCCGCCGGCACGGGUCCCGGCACGCCCACCGCCGCGGGCAACACGUCCGCCUCGGCGGCGCUGAACGGCUGCCUGGCGGUGCUGCUGAAGAAGCACUGCGGCGACGCAUCGCCGCCGCCAUCGACGACAUCGUCCUGCAGCGGCCCCUCGACCGGAUCGCUGCAGAACGGCGAGGGCCAAAUGUACAAGACGUACAUUGCCACACAGGGCUGUCUGGCCAACACGAAGACGGACUUCUGGAACAUGAUCUGGCAGGAGAACACGCGCGUGAUUGUGAUGACCACCAAGGAGAUCGAGCGCGGCAAGACCAAGUGCGAGCGCUACUGGCCGGACGAGGGCCAGACCAAGCAAUUCGGCCAUGCCCGGGUGCACUGCGUCAAGGAGAACUCCACCAAUGACUACACGCUGCGCGAGUUUCUCUUCUCGUGGCGCGACAAGCCCGAGCGACGCAUCUAUCACUAUCAUUUCCAAGUGUGGCCCGAUCACGGCGUCCCAGCCGAUCCCGGCUGUGUGCUCAACUUCCUGCAGGACGUCAACACCAGGCAGAGCAGCCUGGCCCAGGCAGGCGAGAAGCCCGGUCCCAUUUGUGUGCACUGCUCGGCGGGCAUUGGACGCACGGGCACGUUCAUUGUGAUCGACAUGAUUCUCGAUCAGAUAGUGCGCAAUGGCUUGGACACCGAAAUCGAUAUACAGCGCACAAUUCAGAUGGUGCGAUCGCAGCGCUCGGGCAUGGUCCAGACGGAGGCGCAAUACAAGUUCGUCUACUAUGCGGUGCAGCACUACAUUCAGACGUUGAUCGCGCGCAAGCGGGCCGAGGAGCAGAGCCUGCAGGUUGGACGCGAAUACACCAACAUCAAAUACACCGGCGAAAUCGGCAAUGAUUCACAAAGAUCUCCAUUACCAACAGCAAUUUCUAAUCUAAGUUUAGUAGCGGGUAAGGCAACAGUUGCGGAACCGUUGACUCCAGCCGGAGCAGCAGCAGCAGCAGCAGCAGGAGCAGCAGGAGGCGUCAGUGCUGGGAAUAAGCAUGCUGGCAAAUUGCAGCCGCCAUUGCCGCCGCUGGGCGCCAGCAGCAACAACAACAACGGCAACAGCAACAGCAACAGCAAUGGCAUCGCCAGCAAUGGCAUCGCCAGCAGCAGCAGCAACAGCAGCAGCAGCAACAGCAGCAUCAGCAGCGGCAACGCCAAUGCCAAUGGCAACAUUCUGGGCAAUGGCAGCAAUCAGCGCAAAUCCAAUUUCUAUAGCGAUUCGCCGGUGGCGCUUAAGCAGCACGAACAAGCAGCAGCAGCUGCAACAGCAACAGCAGCAACAGCAGCAGCAACAACAGCAGCAGCAGCAGCAACAACAGCAGCAGCAACAGCAACAGCAGCAGCUGCAGCUGCAGCCAAAUACAAAAACAUUCCCAAAGACAUGAACAGUCUGGCAGCGAGGCAGUCGCACGCCGUUGCCUAUGCUGCUGCUGCGCCGGCGCUGCCGCCGCCACCGACGCCGCCGCGCAAAACAUGACAAAUGAAUUUCUAAAUAGACGCACUUUCAUUUCUUUUGC
Molecule: messenger RNA, 3113 nt
Organism: Drosophila navojoa
Lineage: Eukaryota; Metazoa; Arthropoda; Insecta; Diptera; Drosophilidae
Gene: csw
Product: protein tyrosine phosphatase non-receptor type corkscrew
Biological process (GO): mitotic cell cycle; peptidyl-tyrosine dephosphorylation; cell differentiation
Cellular component (GO): cytoplasm
Molecular function (GO): phosphotyrosine residue binding; non-membrane spanning protein tyrosine phosphatase activity
Source: RefSeq, a predicted model, not a curated record